Messenger RNA from Mycena indigotica, 1365 nucleotides. Its product is annotated as Tubulin beta chain. The coding region runs from base 1 to 1365 and encodes 454 amino acids. Gene Ontology annotation, molecular function: GTP binding; structural constituent of cytoskeleton; GTPase activity. The transcript has 12 exons. Gene Ontology annotation, biological process: mitotic cell cycle; microtubule cytoskeleton organization. Gene Ontology annotation, cellular component: cytoplasm; microtubule. Lineage: Eukaryota; Fungi; Basidiomycota; Agaricomycetes; Agaricales; Mycenaceae. The record is from RefSeq and is a predicted model, not a curated record.
AUGCGUGAAAUAGUCCAUCUGCAGAUUGGCCAAUGUGGUAAUCAAAUUGGAUCCCGGUUCUGGGAGACUGUCUCAGACGAGCACGGUCUCGAUAAGUCGGGCCACUACAUUGGCGCUAGUGAUCAACAUACUAGUGAUCUACAGUUGGACCGAAUUUCCGUGUACUUCAACGAGGUUGGAGCCGCGAAAUAUGUUCCACGGGCUGUUUUAGUCGACCUUGAGCCUGGCACAAUGGGUGUGAUCCGGAGUGGCUCUCUUGGCCAGCUAUUUCGCCCUGAUAAUUAUGUUUUCGGACAAAACGGAGCUGCCAACAACUGGGCCAAGGGCUACUACACAGAAGGCGCAGAAUUAGUCGAUUCAGUUCUCGAUGUUGUCCGCCGCGAAGCCGAAGGCGCUGAUUCUUUGCAAGGUUUUCAAGUGACACAUUCGCUCGGGGGAGGCACUGGUGCUGGUCUAGGAACACUGAUGCUAAGCAAGAUUCGAGAAGAGUACCCUGACCGCAUGAUGUGCACCUUCUCUGUUGUUCCGUCUCCCAAGGUGUCGGAUACCGUGGUUGAGCCCUACAAUGCCACACUUUCGGUACACCAACUUGUUGAAAACUCAGACGAGACUUUCUGCAUCGACAACGAGGCCCUGUAUGACAUCUGCUUCCGUACUCUCAAGUUGGCAAGCCCCAGUCAUGAUGAUCUUAAUGCCCUGGUUUCAAACGUUAUGUCUGGAGUAACCACCUGCCUACGCUUUCCUGGUCAACUCAACUCUGAUCUCCGCAAAUUGGCCGUAAAUCUUGUUCCGUUCCCUCGUCUUCACUUUUUUAUGACGGGGGUUGCCCCUUUGACGGCCACUGGUAGUGCCCAAUUCCGUGCUGUCAGUGUGCACGAACUCGCAGCUCAAAUGUUCGAUGCGAAAAACAUGAUGACUGCAGCCGAUCCCCGCCAAGGACGAUUCCUUACUGCACGUCUUUCAUCGGUCGCCGCACUUUUCCGUGGCAAAGUUUCCAUGAAGGACGUCGACGAUGAGAUGCAGAAGGUUCAGCGCAACAACUCGACAUUCUUCAUUGAAUGGAUUCCCAACAACGUUCUCUCAGCCCAUUGUGACAUCGCACCCCGCGGUAGAAAAAUGUCUGUUACUUUCAUCGCUAACUCCACUGCAAUUCAACAACUCUUCCAACGAGUUAAUGAGCAGUUCAAAGCAAUGUUCAAACGUAAGGCAUUCUUACAUUGGUACACCGGAGAAGGCAUGGAUGAAAUGGAGUUCACUGAGGCCGAAUCGAACAUGCAAGACCUGGUCGCUGAGUAUCAGCAAUAUCAAGAUGCUACCGUUGAUGGCGACGAAGUCGAGAAUGAUGGCGAGGAGUCUGCUGCGUAG